Messenger RNA from Macrosteles quadrilineatus (aster leafhopper), 2650 nucleotides. RefSeq lists its product as uncharacterized. The record is from RefSeq and is a predicted model, not a curated record. Bases 259 to 708 code for a protein of 149 amino acids. The transcript is spliced from 4 exons. Gene Ontology annotation, cellular component: membrane. Lineage: Eukaryota; Metazoa; Arthropoda; Insecta; Hemiptera; Cicadellidae.
UAGAUUAAAAAUAGCAAUGCAGGGUUUUAUAAGUUGUGAAAUGAAUAAGUGACGGUUAAAUUGAAGAUUCGUGGAGUUAAUUUUUAAAUUUAUGAAUUAUUUAUGCUCUCAUACAAAUUUUACCCUUUAUGAGCGUGGUCUGAUCUAUAAAUGGAUUGAAUUAAUGCUGCAGACGACGGCGGUCUGAUUAGCAGACGACAGGCAGUUGUAUUGUCAAGUCGUCGAUUGACAGGAGGGAGAUAGGAUUGACUGUUCGCAAUGCAGAUUUUAAAUCUAGGAUCCGCCUUGUUUGGUGUAGUCUUGAUAUUCCUUCUAAUGGAACUGACAGUAACACAUGAAGUUGGACUUCAUUUCAGUCCUGGGACGGAAGUCGACUUGUUUAAUCCUCGUAAAUUACCUCCUGAUGAAUCGGCGCAGACAGAAGCCAAUUGUGUUGACUUCGAAGGUCAGAACAUAACACAUGGGCUGAUCUACAUACCUGGACCAAACAUGUGUUCUAUGUGUGUCUGUUACCAUAGUGACCCCAUGUGGUGCAAGACAAUCUACUGUCCUGGUCCUCCAGUGAAAAAGUGUAAGAAGUGGGUGAACGGCGUAGCGUGCUGCGAGUUUCACUGUCUCGAGUAUCGUAACUCGACGGCUUCGUCACACUCUCUGGACAGGUUCCUCAAACUGAUGGUCCCGGUCGCAAUGAUUGUGUUGAAACCGUGAUGACUGCCUUGAACAAACAUUAAACGGUAACUACUUGGCUAAUCAGGAUUGAGGUACUACUAAGUACACAAUGCUUACGAUUUCACAUAAAAAUCUUAAAGGUAGAAUCACUUUUCACUCAAGAUUCAAGACAAGUUUACUCAGAAAUUAGCUUUAACAUAAAUUCACUUUGAGGAGUGAAAUUAUUCUUAAAAUAUAGGUAGACAAAUAGAGAGGCAAUAAAAUAAUCAAAUAUUUAAAUCACUUUUCAAAAGUAGUGGCAACUUAUUUUGUGGUGCCAUAUGAGUACAACUGAAAUAAUAUCAAAUUUUUACUUACAGUUUUUUUAGUAUAUUUUUUACAAAAAUCGGAUCAUAGCUUUUAUAUUGCUGGCUAAUUGCCCUCUUACAUUAUUUAACCAAAGUUUCUUCCCCCUUCAACAAUCAAAGUUCUUUACUCUGUAAAAUGUUACAGUUAAAACAAAUUGAGGAAUUUACAGGGUUACUUUUUUUAGUGCUUACAAACAAUCAUGAUUCAUCGUUUUGAACAGUAUUGAACUGUUUGUACCUGCAGCAAACAUUCUUCCAUCUAGUGAGAAAAUUAACCUCAUUCAUAAUAAUAUAAUCAUUUGAUGAUUGAAAUUACAGUUUUAAACUAACACAGGGGAAACAUUGUUAAACAUUUCCUUUACCGGUAACUUUAUAGUUUGUAAAGUCUUUGGUCAUGUGUAGUGAAGAAGGAUUGCUCAUUUACGUACUCAUAUGGACCAGCUACCAAUAUACUAAACACAUUUUAGUGAAAAUUUAUCAUUGUUAACUAGUUUUAAUAAGUAUUACUCUUAUUGAACCAACUUAUUGAUGAAAUAUUUAGGUUAGAGUUUUAACAACUAGUAAGUUCGCAUAGGCCUAAGGGGCCUCAGACCUAAAGGGUCUGAGAUAGUCCUUGUAUUUGAGGAUCAACAACUUAUCUUAUAACUUACAUCCUAAGUAGACUUAAGAUAUAAGUCCUUGAAGACACUAUUUUAGUCAUGUAGUGGAUCAAUGAUAGAUGGAUGACAGAAUGUUAGCAAAAGGUAGAAGAAGUAAAAGGUAUCAUUGCCAAAAUGUUGUAUUUUAUUUUUUUGAAAUGUAUUAAUGUCACUGUAACAGCUUGACAUACAAGAAAGGGAUUUAUCUUACAGUAUGAGUCUCAAUUACCCGAUCAUUGGUUUUGAAACUUCGCCGUGUUAUUCCUCUCCCUGCUGAAAAUUAAUUUUAAUUUUGUAUUAUUUAUUUUUACCAACAUUCACAUACUGGGACGUGAAUCUAGCCGGGAACUGUUUUAUCCAUGACUUUAGGCAAAAGAGGGUUGCGGCAUUAUCACUUAGGUAAAAUCUAUUAGUGAUUGGCGGGACUUGAAACUGUGAUCUCCAGGGUUGCCACCAGCCAUGAAAACCUUGAAAAGCGUGAAUUAUGCGUGAAUUUAGGUGACCAUGAAAAAGUGCGUGAAUUAUGCGUGAAUUUCGUCAUUGGACCAUGAAUUCUCAAAAUCAUUAUUAACAAUUCAGCCAAAACCCCUAAAUGUGCUGAAUCAAAUACUCCGUAUUAAAACCAUUCUCGAAAUGAACACCGAGAUAAAACGUCAAAGUGGGAGUGUCGAGAUAAAAAGUUUUGUUGCCAUGCCACGAACAGAAACGAUUGCGUAGUUUAUUCAAGGUCAAAUCCGAUCGUAACCGACGUCAGCCGAGUAGUCUAGAGAUGGGAAUUAUCGUUGUUUUCCGGCAACGGUUAUAACGAUAACGCAGCUGCCCAAUAACGUGUUGCGGCAACCUGUUAUUUCAAUAACGAUUGCCAACUCGUUGCCGCUAUAAACCGUUGUCCGCCGGUCGGUGUUGUAGUCGGGUAAAUAUAGGAUAUGACCUUAAAAAAAUUGCAAGAAAACGUUUUAUGGUUUUAUUUUGUAGAGUUGGGUUUGCAGAAUGACA